AGUAUCAGGCACUAUUGUAACAUUAUGAAGAAUGCUCUGUUAGCGGUUAGCUGUUUAUGUACACAGCUUCUGCUGGGCUAAUGUGAGUAAAAUUUUAGAAUCUCGUUAGGAAACCCGCUGAUUUAUUAUUGCGUCUGGGAGGUCCUAAAUGGUCUGCAGCUACAAAACCUAAACUGAUAUUCUGAUUCUGGAUGGGUUCGACGUUUUUCGUUGCAAGAUCUUUAUGAUGAGCAGCCAAGGACAAGCACAGAAACCCCUUGUUCAGGAUGAAAAGGAGGAGGAGGACUUCUAUGACUGCCUUGAGACUCCAGAUCUCAGGGAGGAUAAGACCCAACAGGAAGCAGGUGGGUCACAGGACUUUCAUACUAAAACUGAGACACUACAUCAGGAGGAGCUGGGCGGCGGGCCACAUGAUGGGGAGCAGGGCGACGGGCAGCAGCAGGAGGAGGAGCUGGGCGGCGGGCCACAGGAGGGCGAGCAGGGCGACGCCCAGCAGGAGGUUUCAGAUCUGAAGCAUGACAACAGUGAGGGUGUGCAAUUUGAUGAUGACUACCUGAGGGAAGUGGAGAAAGAUCUAACAGAGGAGGAGAAGGAGAGUCGACGGCAGCAGAGCUUAACUAUGAAGGAAGAGGGAAACCAACAAUUUAAAGCUGGAGAUUGGUUGGAGGCAGAGUGCAGAUACACAGAGGCCCUGGGGUUAUGUCCACUGUGUUUCAACAGAGAGAGAGCUGUGCUGUUUUCCAACAGAGCUGCUGCAAGACACCACCUGGACCUGAAGGAUCAAGCAAUCUCUGACUGCACCAGAGCGAUAGAGCUGAAUUCAGACUACCUGCGGGCAUUGCUGAGGCGAGCGGAGCUUUACGAGCAGACAGACAAGCUGGAUGAAGCUCUGGAAGACUACAAGCGGGUUCUCGAACGGGACCCUAACCAGGCCAGUGCCAGGCAGGCUUGCAUGAGGUUACCUCAGCAGAUUCAGGAGAGGAAUGAAAAGCUGAAGGAGGAGAUGAUAAGCAAACUAAAGGACUUGGGUAACAUGUUCCUGAGGCCAUUCGGACUUUCCACAAACAACUUUCAGGUGAACCAGGACCAGGAAACUGGAUCUUAUUCAAUCAAUUUUGUGCAGAACCCCAACAACAGAUGACAUUGCCACGAUGAUACCAGAGUUGACAGUAAUGUCGGUCAACUUUUUUUUGUAAAAGUAUAAUAAAAGUAUCAUUUGUUUCCUGUA
This is a messenger RNA of Betta splendens (Siamese fighting fish), 1228 nucleotides long. It is a transcript of the gene ttc1, whose product is annotated as tetratricopeptide repeat domain 1. The record is from RefSeq and is a predicted model, not a curated record. The transcript is spliced from 8 exons. Bases 224 to 1141 code for a protein of 305 amino acids. Gene Ontology annotation, molecular function: protein binding. Lineage: Eukaryota; Metazoa; Chordata; Actinopteri; Anabantiformes; Osphronemidae.